Messenger RNA from Dovyalis caffra, 1569 nucleotides. NCBI's taxonomy places the organism in Eukaryota, Viridiplantae, Streptophyta, Magnoliopsida, Malpighiales, Salicaceae. The record is from the annotation of a GenBank genome assembly.
AUGGAUUUAGGAGAGGUUAAUCACCAAAGGAUAAAAACAAAUGGUAUAUGGUUGCAUGUAGUAGAGAAAGGGUCAGGACCUCUUGUGCUUCUGCUUCAUGGGUUCCCAGAAUUCUGGUAUUCAUGGCGUCACCAGAUCGCUUUCUUGGCCAGCCGUGGAUACCAUGUAGUUGCUCCUGACUUGAGAGGCCACGGUGACUCUGACUCUCCUCUCAGCCCCAACACCUACACCGUCUUGCAUUUUGCUGGUGAUCUAAUAGGCCUUCUUGACCAUUUUGGCGAACAACAGGCUUUUGUGAUUGGACAUGACGUGGGCGCUGUUAUUGGUUGGCAUCUAAGCCUGUUCAGGCCUGAUAGAAUCAAGGGACUAAUAGCCAUAUCUGUCCCAUACUUUCCAAGAGAUCCUGAUGCUAAAGUUAUUGAAUUUUUUAGAGGGAAAUUUGGAGAUGGGUUUUACAUUUCUCAAUUCCAGGAACCAGGAAGAGCGGAGAGGGCUUUUGCAAGAUAUGAUUACUUGACAGUAAUGAAGAAGUUUUUGCUGAUAAACAAGAGUGAUCCAUUGAUAGCUCCUUCGGGCAUGGAGAUCAUCGAUUACUUGCAAACACCAGCAGUGUUGCCUCCAUGGAUUACUGAAGAGGAACUGCAGGUCUAUGCAGACAAGUUUGAAGAAUCUGGCUUCACUGGUUCUCUCAACUACUACCGCGCUAUGGACCUGAACUGGGAGCUUUCUGCACCAUGGCAAGGAGCAAAGAUUACUGUUCCUACAAAGUGCAUACUUGGUGACACAGACAUUGGUUUUGACGCUUAUGGUACCAGGGACUAUGUGCAAGGAGACAUCUUCAAGAGUUUUGUGCCUGACCUUGAAGUUGUUAUUUUGGACGGCCACCAUUUUAUCCAACAAGAGAGAGCUCAUGAAGUCUCUCAAGAGAUUCUUACCUUCCUUCAAAAGCUUUCUUUUGACAAUCUCUGCAAAUUGGUUCUGUCUUAUUGUCUUUCUAUAAUACAACCAUUUUUCAUUUCUCCUUGUGACGAAACUUCUUCGACAGUUGAAUCAAGUUCCCCUGUCAAUUCUCAAACCUACAUUCUUGGUCCUUCUCUUUUUCGUGGUUAUGGCCAAAAAGUUGUCUUACAACGAGCCAAGACUCUCUUACGGCAGCUAGUUCCAGAUGAGAAGGCUUUGAAACUUUAUCGCCCUCUUGUUGCUCGUGACCCUCAUCAGGAGUAUGUAUUGACCUUGAAAAAUGUCCAAGAUGCUAACAUACCUUCUGGAGAUUUUACUCAAGGAGGCAAAGCGUUUUCAGACCAUCUUCUUGUUCCAUUGGCUAUCAGGACGAAGAAGAAGAGAUCGUUGGCUCUUAUCCUUGUCACUCUUGUGAGUGGAGAGACUGCUCGCGAGGACUCUACAAUGAUUAAUUCUAGAGGAAUGAGUGGGGACCUAUAUGUUGAUUACAUUCCAGUUGAGACUGCAGAGAUUGAUCAUGAAGUCCUAGAAGACGAUCCUGGCGUAGAUGUUCUAAGUAGGGUCGAGAUUACAACUACUGCAGAGUCAGACUCUGAUAAUUACGGAUAA